This is a messenger RNA of Wickerhamiella sorbophila, 1212 nucleotides long. Its product is annotated as Acetyl-CoA acetyltransferase. NCBI's taxonomy places the organism in Eukaryota, Fungi, Ascomycota, Dipodascomycetes, Dipodascales, Trichomonascaceae. The record is from RefSeq and is a predicted model, not a curated record. Bases 1 to 1212 code for a protein of 403 amino acids. Gene Ontology annotation, biological process: fatty acid beta-oxidation. The transcript has a single exon. Gene Ontology annotation, molecular function: acetyl-CoA C-acetyltransferase activity.
AUGCAACUCAUUAGAAAACUGCACACUAGCAGCGCUUUACUGCGCGAUGCCUACAUUCUGUCGGCUGUUCGUACUCCCAUCGGUGCUUUUGGUGGCUCUUUGGCUUCUGUAAGUGCUGCCGAUCUCGGCGCGAAAGUCGCGGCCGAGGCGGUUAAGCGGGCCAACAUCAAGAACGAGGAUGUCGAGGAAGUUCUGUUUGGCCAGGUUCUCCAGGCAGGCGUUGGUCAGGCUCCUGCUCGCCAAGUGACCAUCAAGGCUGGCUUCCCUGUUAGCACUGAAGCAACCACCAUCAACAAGGUGUGCGCUAGUGGUCUUAAGACCGUGGCGCUCGCUGCUGCAAGCAUUAAACUGGGUGACCGCGACAUUAUCGUUGCCGGUGGUACUGAAUCCAUGUCUCAAUCGCCCAUGUACCUGCCCCGCAAUGUUGGCUUUGGAGGAGCCAAGGUCACCGACGCAAUCGUCCAUGACGGUUUGACAGACGCCUUCGACAAGAUCCACAUGGGUCUUUGCUGCGAGAACACAAACAAGCGUGAGGGUAUUACUCGUGAGGACCAGGACAACUUUGCCAUUGAGUCCUACAAGCGUGCUCAGGCUGCGCAAGAGAAGGGUGAAUUCGAUGCUGAGAUUCUUCCCAUUGAGGUCAAGACCCGUAAAGGCGUUGUUGAGGUCAAGACUGACGAGUCUGUCUCUGCUGUGAAGCUUGACAAGAUCCCCACCCUCCGCCCCGCCUUCGACAAGAACGGCACUGUCACCGCCGCCAAUGCCUCUUCCUUGAACGAUGGUGCUGCUGCACUCGUUGUUGCCUCUGGCGACAAGGCCAAGGAACUUGGCGCAAAUGUGCUCGCCAAGGUUAUUGCCUAUGCUGAUGCUGCUACUGAUCCUAUUGAUUUCACCAUUGCUCCCACCCUUGCCAUUCCUAAACUGCUCGCUAAGGCCAAUCUCAAAAAGGAGGACAUCGCCAAGUGGGAGGUUAACGAAGCUUUCGCUGGUGUUUCCAUUGCCAACAACCGCAUCAUGGGCCUUGACCCUGCAAAGGUCAACCCCCGCGGUGGUGCCGUUGCCCUUGGUCACCCCAUUGGUGGCUCUGGUGCCCGCAUCUUGACCACCCUUUUGCACGAGCUCAAAGAUGGCGAGUACGGUGUCGCGGCUAUCUGCAACGGCGGCGGAGCUGCCACCUCGCUGCUGGUGCAGAAAGUCACCUCUGUCGAGUAA